This is a messenger RNA of Jatropha curcas, 1751 nucleotides long. RefSeq names its product methionine aminopeptidase 1A (gene MAP1A). Gene Ontology annotation, biological process: proteolysis. The record is from RefSeq and is a predicted model, not a curated record. NCBI's taxonomy places the organism in Eukaryota, Viridiplantae, Streptophyta, Magnoliopsida, Malpighiales, Euphorbiaceae. Gene Ontology annotation, molecular function: metalloaminopeptidase activity. Gene Ontology annotation, cellular component: cytosol.
ACUCCCUGUUAUUAUUAUAGCCAAAGUGGAAAACUAAAAUCGUUGGCGCAGUAAAGCUGAGACAUGUUUCAUCUUUUGACCAUCUAGAUAAUAUCUGAUUUCGCCCUCGCCGGUAUCGUGUCCGCCGUCUUUCCUCUGGAAAACCCUAGCUGUUCCUUCACCUUGCUGUUUAACAGAGGCUUCGCGAAUUAAAAUCCUCCGCCGGAAGACCUAUAGUCAACCCGAGCUUAUUGAACUGAUCAAUCGCCAAGAGAGAGUUGUGGGGUUCAAUGGCCGGCGGCUCUGAUGUGGCGGAAUCAACUGCCUUAUCGUGUGUUCAAUGCGGGAAGCCUGCGCAUCUGCAGUGCCCGAAGUGCAUGGAAUUAAAGCUUCCUCGUGAAGGUGCUGCUUUCUGCACCCAGGAUUGCUUUAAGUCUUCUUGGAGUUCUCACAGAUCAGUUCAUUUGAAGGCAAAGUUGUCUUCAAUUAGUAAUGGUACUCCAGGUGAACAAAAUUCAGAUUUACUAAAUGAGGGUUGGUUAUAUUGCUUGAGGGCAGGACAGGCUCGAACUCCAAAACUUCCUCAUUUUGAUUGGACAGGGCCUCUAAGACCAUAUCCUAUAUCCCCUAUGCGUGUGGUUCCUGAUCAGAUUGAUAAACCUGAUUGGGCAAUGGAUGGAAUCCCAAAGAUUGAACCCAACAGUGAUUUACAGCGUGUUGUGGAGAUCAAAACUCCAGAACAAAUUCAAAGAAUGCGAGAAACUUGUCGGAUAGCAAGGGAGGCUUUGGACGCCGCUGCUCGGGUUAUUCGGCCUGGUAUAACAACUGAUGAAAUAGAUCAAGUGGUUCAUGAGGCAACUAUUGCAGCUGGAGGAUAUCCGUCUCCUUUAAAUUAUUAUUUCUUCCCAAAGUCAUGCUGCACGUCAGUUAAUGAGGUGAUCUGCCAUGGAAUUCCUGAUGCCAGGAGAUUGGAGGAUGGUGAUAUAGUAAAUGUAGACGUGACUGUGUACUACAAAGGUGUCCAUGGUGAUCUCAAUGAAACGUAUUUUGUCGGAAAUGUUGAUGAAGCAUCUCGUCAGUUGGUCCAGUGUACUUAUGAAUGCUUGGAGAAAGCAAUAUCCAUUGUGAAACCUGGAGUUCGAUUUCGUGAAAUUGGAGAAGUAAUUAAUCGUCAUGCUUCAAUGUCAGGGUUAUCUGUGGUGAAGUCAUAUUGUGGCCAUGGUAUUGGAGAGCUCUUCCAUUGUGCACCAAAUAUUCCCCAUUACUCAAAAAAUAAAGCUGUUGGGGUGAUGAAGGCUGGACAGACCUUCACUAUUGAACCCAUGAUUAAUGCAGGGGUUUGGCGCAAUCGGAUGUGGCCUGAUGGAUGGACUGCUGUUACAGCAGAUGGCAAACGCAGUGCUCAAUUUGAGCAUACUCUUUUGGUGACAGAAACUGGAGUAGAGGUUCUUACGGCGAGGCUGCCAUCAUCCCCCAGCGUCUUCUCGUGGCUAAAUGCAUAAAUGGCCUGUGUUCGGGUCGUGGAGAGUCGUCCAUGCAAUUAUUAUCUUCUCGGAUGAGAAUAUCACGUAUGUAUCAGAUUAGACGAUAAACUCCAAUUUUGAAGUAAGGCUUUGGGAAUGGUUAGAAUGUAAAAACAAAAUAAUGGCGUUUGGAGGAUAAGAGUAAUAAUUUUUUCAAAUUGUAAUAUCAGUGUUUUCGAGAAACUCAGUAAUGUUUGUGAUAAUAAAUGCAUUUAUGAUAGGUCGAAGAAUUGACUGAAUAUUUUAAAA